UAAAGGGAAAAUUGCCAAAACAGAAUAAAAAAACAGAAUGGUUGUCCCUAUGGUAUAAAUUCAAUCUAAAGUUGUCCCUAUAGUAUAACUUUCUUCAUAAUACCUAAACUAACCUUAAACUAAUCCCAAAUUGUAUUUAAAAAAUAUGGAAAUCAAUUUGUAAAAAUGGUUGCCGAAUAAAAAAGAAAAACAAAGGGAAAAUUGGAAAAUGGAUUAAAACCAUUCUGUUUUUUUUUUCCCGUAACCCUAAUAAAGAAAACAAUCUCUCCGCCUCUCUCUACGGCGACGACGAAGGCGAUUCUGUCUUCUCCGGUGAAAUCAACGGCGACUGCAGACGCCACCGGUGGAACCCGUUUCUUUUCCCCUACCGGUGGAACCCUUUGUCUUCUCCUACAUAUUGAAGGCGAUUUCGGAACUUCUCUUGGUCAUUGGUGAAAUCGAGUUUGUCUUCAACCUCCCCGCCUCUCUCUUUCUCCGACAUUGCUAGCGCAUAAGAUAUGGAGUUAGAGCUACCUAAGCGAGUGUAUGCAGAGGGUUUAGAACCUCAGGUGAAGAAGAUCAAUAACUGCUGCCGCAUGGAACUUAUCAGAGAUCUGAAGAAAGCUAUGCCUGCGGAGUACGAUGAUGUCAAGAUAGAUCCUGUUUUCAAACAUAUCAUGGCGAUUGCGGAAAAUAACCUCAAGUUUUCGGGGAAAUUGGUGGAUAGCUUCUUGUGUAAGCAGCUGAUUACCUCGAAGAUGCAUGAGAAGUGGUUUAUAUUUGCAAGGAAGCCUCUCCGGUUUUCGCUUCAGGAGUACCACACUGUGACAGGCCUCAAGAUCUCGCGGGAAAGUAGCUGUGACGUAAUUAAAUGGAAAAGUGAUGGCGGAUUUUGGAGUGAACUACUAAGGACAGGUGGUAAGAUCACCUUGCAGUCGAUCAAAAAGGUGCAUCUACAAGAAGUUCACAGCUGGUCUCGGCGUGAUAGGAUGAGGUUGAUCUACUUGUGUGUGAUAAUGGGUGUGGUGAUGGGGAGAGAUGAGAAGGUGAACAUCCCUCAUAUGUACAUCAAGCUGGUGAUGGAUCUCGAGAAGCUUCGGAACUUCCAUUGGGGUCUUCACUCCUACGACUUCUUACUGAGUUCCAUUGAGAAGGUUAGGAAGAAGUUGGGUAAGAAGAACAGCUACAUUUUCGAGGGGUUCUCCUAUGCGUUCCAGAUUUGGAUUAUGGAAGCAAUUCCGGAUUUUGGAGAAAUAUGUGGCAGCAAAGUCUCGGACAGUUUCUGCGGUCCAAGGUGUGGAAAUUGGAAAGGAGUUGCAAAAGUUUCUUAUGAAGAUAUCAUUCAACUUGAGGAAUCGUUUACUGAGAAGGGAGAUUUGUUCUCGGUAAUUUCAGUAAGUGGCAAUGGUGAUGUGUUGAGGGAUGCUGAUUAUACAAGGAAGGAUGAGAUGGAAGAUGAGCGUGUGGAGCUUCUUCUCGAUAGGAUUAAAAAGAACUUUGAUUGGAGCAACACAGAAUGGCCAGUUAUAGAGGAUGAAGAGACUGAGAUGGAGGAAGCCGAUACAGAGUCAGAAGCUGAUAAGAGUGUGGAUGCUACUGAUAUUGCAGCAGAUGUGGAGACAUCUUCGGUCCAUGUUGCUGGAAGAGGCAAGAGAAAGAUUCAGGAUGAAGGAGCCGAGUCAAGAAAGAAGAAGUUGUUGUGUAAGCGAACAGCAGAAAAAAAACAGAGUAUUGAUCAAGAAACUAAGAGUUUCAUUGAGGGUUUGGUCCACUCAUCUAUCAGUUCCUUGGGCGAUAUACUCAGAGCGCAAAUGGCGAGUAUGGAGAGCAUGUUCAAAGAGAGGAUCGGCAACAUGGAGAUCGAGGUUUCACAGCUCAGGGAAGCAAUCAGUUUGAGGGCAGAAGGAAGCGUUCCUAAGAGCAAAACCGAUGAAGCUGCGCCUAAGACCAAAACCGCUCAAGCUCCUGCAAAGAAAAAGGUCAAUCAAGCUCAAGCUCAAGCUCCAGCAAAGGAAAAGGUACUUCCUAAAAGAAAGUGUAGAACUUGAUGUUCUUGUAUCUAGGAUGCCGCGUAAGGGUGCUGGAACUAGUCUUUUGGAGUUAGGUUGUUUUUGGAACUAAACAUUUUCACAGUGUAAUAUUAUGUAAAACUUUCGGAUAUUGUAAUAGGUUUAUAAAUGUGUAAUAUGCUUGAAUGUUUGUGUAAUGAUAACUCCAUGAAUGUAAUGCUUUCUUUGUGUUUUGA
Messenger RNA from Brassica oleracea var. oleracea, 2224 nucleotides. RefSeq lists its product as uncharacterized. Lineage: Eukaryota; Viridiplantae; Streptophyta; Magnoliopsida; Brassicales; Brassicaceae. The transcript has 4 exons. The record is from RefSeq and is a predicted model, not a curated record. The coding region runs from base 498 to 2027 and encodes 509 amino acids.